UGAUCAGUACAGUAGCGCACCGAUCCCGAUGUAUGUGUAGAUUCCGAUCUGAGACCAGCGCGUCACUCGUUCAGUCAGACGCUGUAAACAAACACUAAAAAGCUUCGACACUCGGGCCGAUAUCCAUGAAAUCUACAGAAUGGAAAUAAGGCUUCGGAUUAUGGCACACUUUCGUGUUUUAUUGUGUGUUUCUCUCCUGUUUAUUAUUUCUAGUCUGUUUCCGGUGUGUGUUGCCAUAGAUGUUUAUACUCCAGCCGAAUUGUUUGUUGGGAAUGGGACCACAGCGACGUUGGUGUGUAGUUUUACAUCUAAAGAGGUGGUCAGCAGUACAGCAUCAGUCAGCUGGUCAUUUCUACCCGAGGGCGAGACGGGAAAUCCCACCUCUUUCUUCUAUCACACCGGUGGGAAAGUGUUUCCCGGGUCUAAUCCACAGUUUAAGUCCCGUGUGGAGUGGGCCGGAGACAUGAACAAGAAGGACGCUUCCAUCCGUGUGAUCCAGAUGCAGUUCAAGGACAACGGAACGUUCACGUGCGACGUGAAGAAUCCUCCGGACAUCACCGGCCAGCCGUCCGCCACUAAAGUCCGAGUGGUCAUGAAAGAGUCUCUUCCUCAGACCAGUACAGCUGUGAUCGUUGGUGGAGUGAUCGGAGCCGUGAUCGGCAUCAUCAUCAUCUCUGUGGUCAUGUAUCUGAUCGUCAGGCGACAGGAACCCAGUCGAGACUACGAGGGCUGCACCUCAGUAGAGAGCGUGAGCUCACAGAACACACGUGUAGGGAAGAAGGCGGAGUCAAGCACAGACAACUCAUCUUGCUCCAGUCCCUCUGCUCCCUUACAGGGCCCGGUGAUUUACGCUCAGCUCGAUCACUCCGGCAGUAAGAACUCCUUCCACAAGAUGGAGCCGGUGGUCUACGCAGACAUCCGGAAGAACUAGAGCGACUGCAGGGUUAUUGCAUGUGCGUCUUUAUAUCCAUUCACAUUACAAAAGAAUCUAUGAAAGCAGACAGACAGACAGACUGUUACGUGCUCGGCCGGGUGGGUUAGUACUGGACUGAUGAUUUCUCGUGUUGUAGUUUUUCUUGCUUCUUGUGCCGUUGUUGGAUGUUUGUAUGUGUAUUGUAAAUGCUAGUUUAUUAUCAUCACCACGUAUUAAGACUAAUAAUGCCAUUCAGAUGCUGACAGCGAUAGAGGGGCAGAAUAAAAACAUUUCAUAGCCUAACGCAUUGUUGCAGUAUUGUUAUGACAAUUGAGCAACAUUUCACCCCAUAUUGUCAUGACUGUAAUGUAAUUACAAAGACUUUUUAUUCACUACAUUUUAGAGUAAAUAUGAAAUUCUGUUUUGAACUGACAUUUUGUUUUUUUUACCGUUAUACUGUUCUUCUGUUUUAAAUAAGUUUUAAAUGUAGGUUAGGGAGGAGCCUAAACAUUCAGUCCUGUCCAUCAUCAUUAUGGGCGUAUAUAAGCAGUGAUCGCUCUUCCAGCAUCCCUCCUCCUCCUCUUCAUCUCCGCUCUUUUCUUUCUGCAGGCAGUUUCAUUAUAGGGAUAGCUACAGGUUUGAGUCCCCUAUGACGACAGCAAGACGAGAUUAUUUACCGUUAACUAUUUGACUCAAUGGGUGAAGUUACGUUUUUUUUGCAUUAUAAUGAUUCUUGGUUAUCAAAGCAAAGCUGUUAUCAGGUGUGAUAUGACUUCAGUCUGAUGAAGAUGAAUAAUCUCACGGUACAAUAACAUUAGGGAAAUAAAGCACUACAUUAUUAUAUAUGACUUGAGUCGCUGUUGGCAUCAGGAUGAUUUCUAGUAAAGUUAGCGUGCACGGCUCAACGGCUCCAACGUUGUUCCUGAAGGACAUCUGUCCGGCAUAUUUUAGUUUCAGUCCUUUUCCAACACACCUGCUUGAUCUUAGGUACCCAUGAAGAUCUUGAUUAGCAGGUUCAAGCGUUUGAUUGGGGUUGAAAUCUGCAGGAAUCAACAGGGUUGGAGACCCAUGAGUAAGACUAAUCAGCUAGUUAUAAUGACACUAAAGUUACUGUAUAGUUCAUUUAGAAAUAUUCAGUAUUAGUUUAGUAACUUAAUUCUUCUUCAGGGCCAAUGGGGAAACAAUAUGUCGUUUCUCGUUUAAACACUCCAUUUUUUAUUCCUACAUUCCUGUUCAUUGUCAUAUUUGCGUUAUAACUUAAAAAGUGAGGUUAUUUUUCUUUGUUGUAAACGUUCAGCUGGUUUAAAGAUGAACCAAACAAAGCAAUGAGCGAUUGUUUCUUCAAAUGUAUGAUGCUGGACUCUUGAUGCUUGUGUUUAUGUUUUGCAAAGAUGAUUAUUUUUUUAUUGUUAAGAGAGAGAGAGAGAGAGACCAGCAGUUAAUGCAACAUUCCUUUAAUGCCACUUUUGUCUCUUGUACUGUACGGUUGCAAUAUUGCACUGUUAGAUUUGUUAUGUGUUAACUGGAACAUUGUGCCUUCAGCAUUCAUAAACUAACUCCUCAUGCACACCUUGCAUUGUUUUUCUUUAUUGCCCUUUUGUAUAUGAAUACAACUGUAUCUGUCUAAUUUUAUACAUACAUGCAUUAUAUAAAUAUAUAUAAAUAUA
Molecule: messenger RNA, 2580 nt
Organism: Paramisgurnus dabryanus
Lineage: Eukaryota; Metazoa; Chordata; Actinopteri; Cypriniformes; Cobitidae
Gene: mpzl1l
Product: myelin protein zero-like 1 like
Cellular component (GO): plasma membrane; focal adhesion; cell surface
Source: RefSeq, a predicted model, not a curated record